This is a messenger RNA of Salvelinus namaycush (lake trout), 2874 nucleotides long. RefSeq names its product 1-phosphatidylinositol 4,5-bisphosphate phosphodiesterase beta-4-like. The record is from RefSeq and is a predicted model, not a curated record. The transcript has 16 exons. Gene Ontology annotation, molecular function: phosphatidylinositol-4,5-bisphosphate phospholipase C activity. Gene Ontology annotation, biological process: lipid metabolic process; phosphatidylinositol-mediated signaling. Lineage: Eukaryota; Metazoa; Chordata; Actinopteri; Salmoniformes; Salmonidae. Bases 6 to 1619 code for a protein of 537 amino acids.
UGGCCAUGCAGUUGAACCAGGGAAAGUAUGAGUACAACGGAUCCUGUGGGUAUCUGUUGAAGCCAGACUUCAUGCGUCGCUCAGACAGGAUGUUUGACCCCUUCUCAGAGACACCUGUGGACGGGGUUAUUGCUGCUACCUGCAGUGUACAGGUGUUUUCUGGUCAGUUCCUGUCUGAUAAGAAGAUUGGGACCUACGUAGAGGUGGACAUGUACGGGUUGCCCACGGAUACCAUCCGCAAAGAGUUCCGCACCCGCAUGGUGAUGAACAACGGCCUGAACCCCGCCUACAACGAAGAACCUUUCGUCUUCAGGAAGGUGAUUCUGCCAGACCUGGCUGUGCUGCGUCUAGCUGUGUAUGAUGACAAUAAUAAGCUGAUAGGUCAGAGGAUUCUACCAUUGGAGGGUCUACAGGCAGGAUACAGACACAUCUCUUUACGCAACGAAGGGAACAAGCCUCUGUCUUUACCCACCGUUUUCUGUAACAUAGUACUUAAGACCUACGUACCCGAAGGCUUCGGAGCCAUCGUGGACGCCCUGUCAGACCCCAAAAAGUUCCUGUCCAUAGCAGAGAAAAGAGCGGACCAGAUGAGAGCUCUGGGGAUUGAAACGAGCGAUAUAGCAGAUGUACCAAAUGAGAGUUCGAAGAACGACAAGAAAGGGAAGAUAAACGCCAACGUGAAGACCAACUUGACGCCACAGACCAGCUCAGACCCGGCUCAGUCUUCUACUUCUGCCCAGAACAACACUGAGACCAAGAAGGAUAUAAAUGCACUGGUGCCUCAUGUGAAUAUUGAUGACUUGAAACAGAUGAAGACGUACCUUAAACUGAUUAAAAAGCAGCAGAAAGAGCUGAACUUUUUAAAGAAGAAGCACGCAAAGGACCGCACCAUCAUGCAGAAGUGCCACUGCACCCAGGUGGACAAGAUGAUUUCUCAGCACGACAAGGAGAAGCUGACACAGGACAAACUGCUGGAGAAGGCCAUCAAGAAACGAGGAGAAAACAACUGUCUGGAGUUGAAGAAGGAGACUGAGAGUAAAGUGGAGAAACUGAACACUGACCACAAAGCUAAGGUGAAGGACAUUACAGCCCAGCACACUAAGGAGUGGUCAGAGAUGAUCAACUCCCACAGCAGUGUAGAGCAGGAUAUGAAGGACAUCCACGUGGUCCAGCAGUGUGAACAGCUCAAGAAACUACUGAGUGGAGUACAGGAACAACAGACUCUAUCGCUCAAACUGAUUCACGAACGGCAGAGCAAGGAGAUGCGGGCCAACCAGGCCAAGACGUCCAUGGAGAACAGCAAGGCCAUCAGCCAGGACAAGACCAUCAAAAACAAGGCAGAGAGGGAGAGGAGAGUUAGAGAGUUGAACAGCAGCAACACCAAAAAGUUCCUGGAAGAAAGGAAAAGGUUGGCUAUGAAGCACCAGAAGGAGAUGGAGACGCUGGAGAAGUCUCAGAAAGAACAGCUAGAGAAACUGGACAAGUUCAAUGAGCAGCGUUUGAAAUCACAUCAUGCCAAUAAACAGUGUCAAGGCCAAAGACAUCCAGCAGAUGGUGAAGCUGGAGGAGGAGAUGGACCGCAGACCAGCCACAGUGGUUUAACCACUCCCACCAACUGAGACACACACACAUAUACAAUGCCCAGACCAGCCACAUUGGUUUAACCACUUCCACCAACCGAGACAGACACACACACUCUGCCCAGACCAGCCACAGUGGUCUGAACACCCCACCAACACCUAAGACACACACAAACACCCACACAGGCACCGAAUGCUCCCUCAAACAACUGACGCAGAGACCCAGAAACACUCACACAUCUCACUACACACACCCCCUAGAUCCCCCGUUUCAUUCCCUCACCCUGCAAUAUUGUCAUAGCUCAUAUCCUCUAUCCCUCUAAAUCUCCCUCAGCAAUGAACCACAUCCACACACAGUCAGUCCCCCCCUCCAACUCCCCUGUGCUGUGGAGCCAUUGGUGCAGACCGGUGAUUGACAGUAAGAUGAGCGAAUGCUGUUGGAAGGUGGGUGGGACAUCCAAAACAUUGAGAGACACAUCCCACCUUCACCGUUCCAUCUCUCCACCACUCUACUACACCCGGACCUGCUUUUUAUAAACCUCCAUCCAUCUUUUUAAUCUGUUUUUAAUGGAAGCAAUGUUUGCAGAUAUCAAUAGUCACUGUAAACAUACACAAAGACACUGAUACACAUACAUACAAUCGUUAUCACGUCUGUUCCUUCGGUUGUCAUGACGGCUUAAGUCAUGUUCUCUGUUCAAACUCUUGUAAUACUUUUAUUUUUUUAUUUUUAAUGGUACCAGGUAUCAAUAACAGGACCAGAAUAUGGAGGGGGAAAAUACAGAUGUAUUAGUUAUACAUUUUAUGUCAGCACAAAAUAUGUAAAUUAUGCUGUAUGCUACACAAGAGUUGAAGUAAUGUCCUGAGCACUUUAUAUGUGGUAGGCAUAACGUGGUAGGCUAUCAUAACCCAAGUGAUAGAUUUCUCUGUUUUGAUAUGAAUGUAAACUGAAAAAGGACAAAACGUCGGAUGAGCGCUGUUGGGAGAAAACUAAGCCCAACGUCAGGUAGUCCUAAACACUGCAGCUUGUCCUUCACGCAUAGUUUUGUUUUAUCAAGGGAUAUCUAUGAAUUUUUCUCAACUAAAAAAAAAUACAAAGGCUAAACCAGAGACUGAUUUUGAUUCUUUCACACCGACAGAAGUGUAUAUAGGGAGUGUGGAUGUGUAGACCAGUGUUCUUUCACUGGCCUGUCUUGUAUGACACCGUGUUAGCUUCAGAAAUAACCAGUUAAUGUAUUCUAUGUGUCAAAUGGCAUAAAGAGGACAAUCAUUUUUAUUACAUUUUUUAUUUUACCUU